AUGGGCACUUGCCCGUCCAUCUCUCAGUCCGAGGUCGGUAUCGUCGAGACCUGUGGCCGCUUCUCCUACACUGCCGACCCCGGCAUCCACUGCCUGUGGUGCGGCUCCGUUCUCGUUCGCCGCGUUACUCUUCGCCUGCAGGAGUAUGAGCUGAAGGUGGAGUCGAAAACAAAGGACAACGUGUUUGUGACGCUAUCGCUCGUCAUACAGUACCAAGUGUCCCCUGACAAGCUCGCCGAGGUGUACUACGCAUGCGACUCGUCGCUGCAGUGCAUGCGGGACUACGUCCUGAACUCGAUUCGAGCGAAGAUCCCUCUGUACAAGCUGGAGGCGCUGUACGUCGAGCGCGGCACCAUCUCGCAGCAGCUAAAGGAUGAGGUCGACGCGAUCAUCGGCACCUAUGGCAUCGAGAUCGUGUCCGCCCUCAUCUCCGAUAUUGACCCUGGCGCGGAGAUCACGAAGGCGAUGAACGAGGUGCAGAAAUUUCAGCGGCUGCGCGUCGCCUCCGUGGACGCGGCUGAGACAGAAAAGCUGAAGCGCGUGCGUGCUGCUGAGGCUCGGUGCGAGGCGCGUCGCCUCUCCGGUGAGGGUCUCGCCGAGCAGCGCAAGGCCAUCGUCGCUGGUCUGAUGCAUUCCAUCGAGGACGUGCAGAGUGAGGUGCGCGACUUGACCUCCAACGACGCAACAAACAUGCUGCUGAUGAACCAGUACUACGACACGCUGCAAGCCAUCGCCGCAAACAGCAGUUCAAGUGUCAUUAUGUUGGAGUCGAACGGCGGGCUGGAGAAGGUGGCGGCGCAGCUGCGCCAGGGUGUGACGCACAUGAUGCGGUGA
Molecule: messenger RNA, 834 nt
Organism: Leishmania major strain Friedlin
Lineage: Eukaryota; Euglenozoa; Kinetoplastea; Trypanosomatida; Trypanosomatidae
Exons: 1
Coding region: 1-834 (277 amino acids)
Source: RefSeq, a predicted model, not a curated record